CUCGUUUCUUCCCUUAGAAAGAAUGAAACGUGACGUUGGCGAGGAAGUCUCCAAAGAGCCGUUAGUGUCCAGGAAGCCGCUCCACUUCCACACCAGCUUUAGCAAAGGGGUUUGGGGCUCUUUUCAUCCUGACGGGCAGAUGAAUAUCCGCAGUGGUGUGGGCUGUGAAAGCGUUUUGUUACUGAACAGCGUCCCUCUCGCCCCCUCGCUCCGCGGGUGUGAGCCUCCUGGCAGGGACGCGCCUACCGGAGCAGCCGGCAAGGAACCAGUGCAGCACAGUGUUGCUGGAAAGCAGAGGCUGAGCUCGAGACGCCUUUCCUUGGCAGGGAGAGCCUGAGGGAGAGCAUCUGGUUUCGUAUCAGAGCCGCCUGAAACCACAAGCCCUGACAGGUUUUAGAGCUGAAACUGAAAAUGGGUCCAGAAGGGAUCGUGCGUGGUUCCCCUACUUCUUCUGCAGGUCUCUUCCACCCCGGCAGCCUGUUUGAGUGGGGACAGAAAUAAGGCUCCUCAACAGACUCUCCCAGGGCCAGCGUUUACGCCCCGUGCCACUGUAUUUCCCCUUGGCUCCGCUCUCAUCUCCCCACCAUCGUGUGUGCUGGCUGGGGCCUCUGAGCCCUUCCUGUUUCGGGGUAGAAAGCUUGUGGUCACCAGUGAGCAGCGGGCUCCGACACACGCACGCAGAGAAGAAGCGAGCCCCGGCAGGGUUCAACGUGGGCUGCCGGUGCCGGAGCUCAGGAUUGCUGCUUCGCUGCUAGCUCCUGCCUGCAUUGCCUCCUCCUCCUCCUCCUCCUCGCCAUGAGCCUGCCGGGACCAUCCUGUGCCCUGCGGUGACGCUGGGAGCUGGAAGGACACAAGGGAAGGCAAGACACCGGACCUGAGGCCAUGCCCGAGCAGAGUGAGCAGCAGCCGCGCACUCGCCCAUCGUUGCAGCCGUGCCCGUGCCCUGCUGCAGCCCCAGCCCGGCCAUGGAAAGCACAGAGGUGGAGUCGGACAUCCUGCGCCGUGUCCGCACGCUGCUGCGAGAGCUGGACGGCCACCAUCCCGCCUGCCAGCGCGACCGAGGGAUGCUGCGAUGGACACUGCACAAAAAAAUUGACCAGAAUCCCAGUAACAGCUCCAUCCUGGUCAGGAUCUUGGUGAAAGAGCUGGAAAGGGCGGAGCGAGGCGACUACCGACAUUAUAUCAUCCCCCUGCUGCACACGCUGAUGUACACCCUGAUAAAGGCUCCCUGUACCUCCGACGAGCUCUGCAGCAGAGUGUAUGACUUCUGCAAGAAGCUGCUCACCCUGCCCAAGCCUUUCUGCACCAUUGGUUUGGACUACGCUGUCAGGCUGAAGAUGGAAAGGACAGCACCGGGUAUGCUCUACCAAAGAAUGGUGAUUUCCGAACAAAGUCUAAAAAGCGACCCGUACCCUUACCAGGAAAAGAUUUUCAUCUUUGCCGACCCGGAGCUGCUCUCCGAAGCCAUCUGCAACGCGCUGGUCACCGACACGCAGGCAGCUCGGCUCUCCCAGAGCCCACGGGCGUGCAUGUGCUACGUGAUCAUCCACGCCAUGCAGGCAGCCCUGGGCGAGGGCUGCGACCUCAGCGGCUUGAGGAUGAGCCUCCAGGACAUGUCCACGAGUGAGAUCGAGCACUGGUUCCAGCAAGUGGUGGCAGCUGUCGAGUGUGCGGGAAGUGAAGCGAGUGUGGACCGUGGACAGCACGUGGAGAGGCUGGAGAAAAUUUACUGCGCCCUCCUCGGCUCCUUGCCACCAGGUGAUGCUCCCCUGGGGAGGCUGCAGGGCAUCCCUCUGCCCAACCCCAACAUCAGCUUCCACCUCUGGAAGGAAGACGACCAGCUCUGGAAGGAGCUGGUGCUGUUCAUCCGCCCGCUGUCGCAGACCUGCGAGCCCGACCGCCUGAGCCAGGACCUGGACAACUUCGAGAUCCAGGACAUCAUUUCGGAGUGCGAGUCCUGCGAGCAGACCCGCUUCUCCGUGCUCUCCACCGACAGCGGCAUCGAGCGGGACCUGCCGCCGGCAGCCGAGGAGCCCUUCGCCCCUUGCAGCGCCGACACGGAGCAAUCCCGGCUCCAGAGGAAGGGCGGCAUUAAAAAGAAGCCAUCCCCACUGGAGAGCAUGGCGUUCCUGCAGGCCGGCUGCAACGGCCCCGGGGCGAAGCCCACGGCCAAGGCGCAGAAGAGGACGGGCGUCCCCGCCAAGCCCCCGGCCCCGCUCCAGAGGCUGCACACUGCGCGCAUCGUGCUGCUGGGGGACGACCGGGUCCUGGGGCGCCUGGCCCAAGCCUACCACUCCUUGAGGAAGCGAGAAACACGGCGUGUGUUCCUGACUCCGAGGCUGAACCUGCAGUUCUACUACAUCCCGGUCGUGACGGGGCAGUCGAGCGCGCCGACAGCCGCGACCCAUGCUGCUGCCAGCCCCGAGGAGCUCUGCGAGGUGGCCGGGUACCUGGGCAGAGCCGACCCCUGGUACGAAAGCAACAUCAACACGCUGUGCCACAUGAUCCCCAAGCUGGCCACCAUGCCUUCCUCUCCAGGCAAACAUCUUGUGACUGAUCUCUUCAUCACCGAUGUGAUCGCCUACUACGUCCGCAUGGGUGCCCAGCCCGUCUGCUUCCAGGUCUACAUGGUGAAGGUUUUCUUCAAUGACCCAGCACUGGAGCCAGCUGAGGACGUCUUCCUCACUGAGCUGUGUGCCCAGAUGCAGGACAGCAUCUCCCACAGAGACUUAAACCUGACCAAGAAGAAAACAACCCUGGAGGGCCCUGGCAUAGACCUUGCAGUAACGUACAAGAAGGUUGUCGUGAGCAACCGGGCAAAGGAGGUGUCGGCGUCCCUGCGCUCCACAGGCCUCGUGAUGAAGGCCAUCCCUGCUGAUGAGGCCGAAGAUCUGUUGUGUCUGAAUGUGAACGUCACUGAAAUCAUUAAGAUCAACAACUUGUCGGGACGAUCCUUCUCAGCUGUGGCAAACAGGUUGAAAACACGCGAUAUCAAAAUCAGGAGCACAGAGCAGAGGCCCUUCACAGUGUGCCUGGACAAGGACAGCAGAAGAACCUACAGGAAUGUGAUCAGUGUGGAAGUGUCACCCUGCCUAGAGCCCAGCUACUGCUUGCAAAAAACAAGGACAAUGAAAUCCAGCGUGCAUGAAGCAGAGGAUGUGGGCCUUGUGAAAUACAUGCCCAAGUCUCUGCUGUUGCCCAUCAACACGUUUGCAGGAGUCAUCCAAUGAAGCAAAUGAGAAAAAGCUGAUGUGAAAGAUGUGACAUCUGGGUCCUCAAAGAAGAGACGGAAAAAGAAAACACACUAAGAAGCCACCAACAGUGAUUUUACGACCAUAAUGGUGUUUCUAGAGCUGCAAAGGCAGAGGUGGAGAGGGCUCAUGGAGGACAGCUACAUGCUGGUGAAUGGCAGUGGUGACCACAGCCAAGGACCCCUGCCAAGGGGCACGGCUUUCCUGAAGAGCUGAGACUUUCAACCUUUUGCACAAAUCAGGAAAAACCUUUGAGCUUUUUCAUUUCAGGAGAAGGACUGAGGAAAAUGCAGCUCAGGUGAUGGUGUGUGCUGUGUUGUGGAUCAAAGAGCAGUUACUAUUAGUAAUAUUUAUUAUUGUGGUGUCUCCUGGCUUGGCAGAGGAUCAGGGCUUGUUUUGCUGGGUUCUGCACAGCAAACUUAAUUCUGGCACAGGAUGAUGUAUUUGGGCAAACCGACAAUGGCUCCCCUGACUCAACCAGGAAACCUCACUGCAAGCUUGACCACAACCGGGAGCGUGUGUGCGUGUGUGAGACUUCCAGUGCAGGAAGCCAGUGGGAAACCUGCUGUUGUUUCAGAAGUGCUAUAGAAGAUAACAACAGAUGGUGUGAAACAGGGAUGUGGGAAAUCUAGUGCAAUAUUUGGUGGUGCUGAACUGGAAUAGAACUGCUCAGGCUGCCGAGGCUUUGCUCUGAGAAGCAACCUCCUGCAAUCGAUGGAGAAGCAGAACACCUGGAAGACUUCUCUUUUCCUUUCCUCUGCUGCUAUCACGGUGUAGAAACCCUCCCCUCGUUUGCAGAUGGGCUCCAACUUACCCACUUUUAUGGAUGGUCAUGUCAGAGGCCUUGUCUUCAUUCCAGCUUGUGGCUGACUGAAAUAAUGGAAGAAACGAGGUGUGUAUUUAUUGACUCUCUGAAUGUGGUCUGAGGUAUCUGGGGCGUCUCCAGGGAGUCUUCCAGAAAUUCGUGUUGGAAGGGAUUUGGGAUCAGUCCUUCUAUGACACUAUCAGUUUUUACUCUCUUGGCUCCCAGAUAAAUCCUUACCUGGGUUGCCUUCACUCAGAGGUGCUUGCUUGGAUCUCCUGCCCUAAGUGUUCUUCGGCUUUGUCUGUGCGCGUAGCAGCUCCUCCAGCUCUGCCUGUCACCCAUGGGGAGUCCCUGGGGCCAGCUCUGCAAUAUGAGGUGAUGCUGACCCAGCUGCUGUGGCACUGGCAAACCCCUCUGUUAGCCCCGAUGGCUUGUGCCAGCUGGAGUAAUGCUGGUGUGGGCUCAGUUUUUGUAGCCAACCAGAAGUGAAAGCUGUAGUUUAAGGCUGUGGUCACCAAGGGCAGACAGGAACCUCCUGAGGACAGCUCAGUUCUUCCUUGGGAAAGAUGCUGAAGGUAAGAGAAGAGCCAACUUUGGCAGGGCGAGUCCCAGCCAGCAACGACACGGGGGAUACUGGGAAAUGCUCCCCCCAAGCCAUUUCACCCACGCCUGGAGCAAGGUGCCCACCUCUAUCCAGGUGUCCAGGUCUGGAGAUCCUUCCUCUGACCUGCCCCACGCCUGUGGGUUGUCCUCCUGGCUAUAUCUUACAGAAUCCCCCUGCUGAUGUCCCUCAGGGUCACCUUGGCACAGGAGGCGUUUUGCCUCCUGUUCCCAAGCUCAGGGUUUAUUCACUCUCAUUUUGAAUGCCCCAUGCAGACCCAAAUUAGCACUGAAAUACAUUACUGCACGUAAAGCAACACCAGAGCUGUGGGCGGGUGAUGCAUUAUUUAGCAGUGUAAAGAGCCUCCAGGUCCCCAAAAGUAUUAAAUCGCCAAACCAGCAGAAACACCUGAAAGAUCACGUUAGGCAACAGCAACAUGACCAUUUCCCCAGCCCCCCAGCCUCAGAAUCCCCCCGCAGGAGUCACAAACCUGCAAGAAGAUCUCAGCAACCAUGUUUGGCUCUUCAGUACUGUUUUUCACCUCCACUCACUCACAAAUCAAGAAUUGUUGGUGCCCACCAAUUCCAGGCUUAGUCAGCAAGCAUUUUGGCCCUGAAGGGAGCUGAAUUUGGAGAGGAGGCUCGGGAACAAGUCAAGAAACACACACUUGCACCAACAGGCUUCCUCUGUGAGCUGCUGCUGCAUAUGCUAACUUUGGGCUUAAGGGGGUGGCCAGUGGCUCUUCACACCUCUGCUCCCUUGGGGCUUCAUUUUGGGGGGGUCACACAUCCCUGGCAUGCCUGGCUACUACUUACAAAGCCAUGAGACCAUGCUUUGGGUUGGAGUUUGGUCUGCGGUGUCCAGAGUUGACUCUGUACCGUUGUAAAUGAUGUAGAUGGAUUGUAAGUUAUUUGUACAGGUGUCAGAGAUGAUCUGUAUCAGAAGAUGCGAUCCUUUUAAUGCCAAUUGAAAAAAUAUAUAUAUAUAUAAAAGCACAGCAGAACUGGACAGAAUUGUUGGUGUUUAUUUUCUAUAUUUGCAUGCAGCUGGGGUGAGUGAGGAAAAAGUUGGUAAAAACUACUAAAAAAGAAUAAAAGGACCUUUGGCCCUCUAUGGCUGAUGUCUUCUCCCCACCCUGGGGCUACCUGCUGUGUAGGUAAACGCUUCAUUUCCAUAGUGCUCUUUUGUGAAGGGACAGGCAGAAAUGGGAAAAAUGCAGAAAUUUGGAAGCAGGAGUCAUAUCCCCCAUGCUGGCUGCCCCUCGACUCCCCUCUGUGCUGCCGUAGUCUGUCCCCACAGCCCGGCCCCCUCCAGCUCUGUUUCCCCGUCUGAAACACCGCCCUUCUCCAAGCAUCCUCCAAAGCCCUUGUACUGAUCACCGCUGCUUGUUGAUAAAGCAGAAAACAAUUCAUGAACUUGUGUCAAUGAAUUAGCUCUGCUGUGAAAAAGUCUUUCACAGGUUGUUUUAAUCAUCCCUUGAAAUCGCGGGCAGCUAAUGCAGCUCACAGAGCUCCUUAGCACAGGGGCAGUGUUGGGGUCUCCCCUGUGCCCUGGGAGCUGCCAGCUUUGGGACAGCUCCAUCUUCUGCACAGGGGCUGGGUGAAAUGCCUGGAGGAGCAUGGCAGUUUCUCAAGGGGAUAAGGGGGGACAUAACUGCCUGGGGGCUUUUGGGGCUGUGGCAGCUCUAUCUUCAUCUCUUUGCAUGCCCAGCGUGAUGCUGAGCAGACACAAAGCUGUCUCCAGUGGGACGAUGGGUGACACUGAGCUGGCUUGCCUGGAGCCUGUGUGUGUCCUGGUGUGGUGGCCUGCUGUGUCACCCCGUGGUCCCAGCAUUGUCACGCUGAGGCUGGCUCCCAACAUGAGUCGCUGCCUCCUCCUCCUGCAUAAACCCGGAGCAGCCUGGGCAGCCAGCAGCACUUGCUGGUGCCAGCUGCCUGAGCUCUGCAUCCUGACCAACCUCUUCCUUCCAUCACUGCCUUGGACAACCCCAAAACACCCACUGGCUAUAAACUGUUCAACGCUUUGUGAAAAUGAUAAAAAUCAUCUCUUUUCCAAGAGCAUUCUGCAACAAGAUGAAAAACUUUGGAGGCAGAAUGAACCCAGCAACAAGAUAUCCUAGUAUAGAUCACUUCAUGUAUGGAAAGGAACCCCACAGCUGACUGAGGGGGAGGAGGAUGCUGUGCAGGCACCAUUAAAGGUGGAUGGAUGUGUCUUCAUCGCAUGGCCUCCCUGCAGCACUGCUGCAAGUUGCCAGGAGUAAAUCAGCCCUAACAGCAGUGUUCACAGUCCCAUCCAUCCAUAAUUCAUAUCCCACUGGGGUGAUUUCGGAAGCUCUCUGCUCAGGCAGCUCUUCCGCUUUUUGGGCACGCUGUGACCCCCCUACCCCUGCCUCCCUGGGGGUGCUGUCUGCUCCCCUUGCCUGUGUAGGACUAAAUCUGUGUCCUAAACUGAACCUGCUGAGUCCAUGAAUGUCCUCAAGCUGCCUUACCUGUCCCCUUAAACUCAACAGCACACAGAUUUCAUCACCUUGGCAAGAUUGCUUACAAAUGAAAAUUUGCUGGGCUGCACUCAUGAAGAGAUCUGGGUCAGAACUUGAAUGGAGUUGGGGGCAAACCCCAAUCCUUAGGGGCCUUUCAGCUGUCAUCAAAAGCUGUUGUUAGUUUAGUAGGUGCUUCCCUGGUCACAGGGCUACAUCACCCCAUUGCAGAGGGAUCCAUUUUAGUGACAUCUCCCUGAAGUUUUACAAACCGGCUGCAAAACCCAGAAUAUUUGUCUAAAUACCUAUUUAAUGUGUAACAUGCAAGUGGUGUUGUGAUCUCUCACCCUGCUGUGUCCUGGAUUUGGUAGAAAGUUGUGGAUAAUCUCUUUCUGUGCAUACAUUGAUUACAGAUGAUCUGUACAUCAAAUGCUUUCAGUGUAAUUAGCUCCCCUUUUUCUGGCACAAAUCCACUAGGCCAUGCAGAAUAACCUACCAGAGUGACUAAAGAUAGACUUGUCCUCGAGCCAAGAAUAGCUGGAACUCUUCAUUAAGUCGCUGCUUUCUCCCAGGAAUUCAAACUCAAGUUGGGAAUGAUUUUAGUGUCAAGAAUUUAUCCCAGCCUUAUUACCAUACAAUACCUCAGGAACUCUAAUUACGUGUUAGUAGAGUACGUGGCUGCAGUGCUGUGUGAGCAGCACACCCCGGAGCCCUGCACACAACUGCGAGACGGGUGCUGCAAAAAUAGCUGCGAUGGUUUAAAAUGCUGUGGCUCUUUCGGCUGGAAGUGACAGCCUUCGUUUGGGGCCAAUUAAGGGGAUUGCAUGUGCUCUCUCUGUCUGAUUCCAUGAAAAAUCAGAUGGUGUGGUGCAAGCACCACAGGGGGAGGAGAAGCCUUGCAAGGAGGGGUGGUGCCAGCCAUGUGGCACCCAUGGGGGUCUCCCCAGAGCCCCGACCUCCUUGGUCGUCCUGGCCGGAGGUGUUCAGAGCUGUUCAGCCACCACAGACACUAGCAGUGAGCAUUUAAGGUAUAGCCGAAGGCUUCGUUUCAGUGUAAUAAUAAUAAUUAGUGGUUUAUUAUUAUUAUUAAACCAAAUAGCACAGCUUGUCCUGAUUCAGGGAAGGAUCGUAUUUAUACAGUUCGAAAUAUGUUCUGAAUUGCCAACCAUUAUGGAGGUGAGUGAGGCAGAGGGUUCAUUUGCUGAAGAAAUUGCACCAGUUUGGUUAAAUUAGUCUCCACUGCGCUUUAUGCUAUUUGUGUGUGAGGACUGUACAACACAGGUGACCCAGUUUCUUCUGUGGUGGUCACAGACUCUGCAAGCCCCAAGGGUAAGGAGGGAGGUGGACUUGAACUGGUCUGUGUGAGACAGCUUCGCCCCAAGCCGGUCUUGCUGAAGUAAGAAGGUGCCAGGGCAUUUGAUGUCACAGGGAAUAUGAUGCAGCCCAGAAGAACCAAACUGCCUUUGGGGAGAAGAUGAUGUGUUUUCAGCCACAUCAGUUGUUAUUUUUGCAUUACCGUGUAACAAU
Messenger RNA from Cygnus olor (mute swan), 8660 nucleotides. RefSeq names its product phosphoinositide-3-kinase regulatory subunit 6 (gene PIK3R6). Bases 966 to 3230 code for a protein of 754 amino acids. Gene Ontology annotation, biological process: positive regulation of MAP kinase activity; G protein-coupled receptor signaling pathway. The transcript has 22 exons. The record is from RefSeq and is a predicted model, not a curated record. Lineage: Eukaryota; Metazoa; Chordata; Aves; Anseriformes; Anatidae. Gene Ontology annotation, molecular function: 1-phosphatidylinositol-3-kinase regulator activity. Gene Ontology annotation, cellular component: phosphatidylinositol 3-kinase complex, class IB.